AUGCCUAGCGAUAAUAAUUGUUUUUAUAAUAUAAACCUGAGUAUUCACAAAAUAUUCAAUCCCAGAUAUAGUGCCCCUAAUAAAAUUAGUGACGAGAAUAGACCAGCAAAUAAGAAAAGAAGAUGUACAGUAUCAUAUAUAAAUGAAAGAACUGCAAGCCAAAAGUUUAAUAAUGAUUAUUUAAAUUAUAAUUUUAAUAAUUCAAUAACAAAAAGAAGAAAAUGCUCCCCCAAUUUAGCACACCCUAACAAAAAAUAUUCACCCCUUAUGAGUAGAAGAGAAUUAAGAAAUAGUGUAAAUCAGAGUAUAAAAAAAAGUGAAGCUUUAAGAUCUAUAGUUAAUGAAACUAUUCAAAAAAAAAAGACAGAAACAUGUGGAAAUAAAGAUAAUGAAAAUUUUUAUAAUAUAAAUAAAAAAGCAUAUUAUCUUAGUCGAUAUUCUGAGGAUAAUAAUUCAAGUGGUAUAGAAAAUGUUAAAGAAGUUCAAGAUAAAAAAAAUAUAAAAUUAUAUUUAUCUGGAAAUAGAACACAAGGAAAUAAUCAAAUAGGUUCUGGAAUAAAUAUCAAUGAAUCAUAUAUUAUGAGUAGUUUAGCUCAAAGUGAAAAUUGUUAUAGGAAUAAAAAUGUGGAUAGUUUAAAUACGUUUAGAGAAAAUAUUCCAAUUUAUGUUAAUUCGCAAUCCACAUUUUCUAGUUUCAACUUUGAUAGAGAAAUCGAAAAUAAAUAUGUAAAAAAAAUAUUACAAGAUAAUUGUCAAACAAUGGAUAAUGAACAAUUAAAACAAAAUGAAAAACAUAACAUAGUCAAAAAUAAAUAUUCAUAUAUUACAGAUAUAAAUCAUAUUGAAAAGGAAGAAUUAGAAAAUAAUAAUAAUGAGCAAAUUAAAAAAAAUAAAUAUAUAUCAAUGAAUAGUAAUAAUAAUAGAAACCUAAUAGGUAGUAGCCAUAAUGAUAAACCGAAUAGAAACACUAUAACAAAUUCUUUAAAAAGAAGACAUAGUAUUCAAUUUGAAAAAGAACAUGAAAAAUAUAAUUAUUCUGAUUCAAUUUAUAUUAACAACAAAUUUAAAGAAACUGAUAAAAAUAAUAAAAGUAGUACACGUAGACAUAGUGAUGUUAUUGGUUCGAAUUCUAUAAAUGCUAUAUAUAUGAAUAAUAUGAGAAAUUCUAUUAACUUUCAAAAUAAUAUGGAUCCUAAUAUGCCUAGACAAUAUAAUGCAUCUAAUAAUUCACAUAAUUUCAAAAAUAUAAAUCUUAAUAAAAAAUCACAAGAACACAAUGAAGACAAACCAUGGUUUAAAAAUUGUUUCCUUAAAAAUGAUGGCAUAUUUGACAACCAUCAAGGGAUUAGAAAAAAAAAAAUUGAUGCAGCAAACUCGAAUGGUCAUGAUGAGCACAGUUUGAAGAAUGAUGCAGAGUACCUGUUUAGUACCGAAUUUUUUAAAGACGUAUAUUCAAAUAUUCAAAGGAAAGGAGAAUUAAAUUUUAUUGAUGAACUAUUAGAAAAAGAUAGUGAAUAUUAUAUUAGUAAAAGUAAAUUAAAUAAAAUUGUUGAGAAUGCAAAAAAUAAAGAAACAAAAUAUCAUUAUAUAGAUAGAUUAUUUUUGUAUAGACAUGCAAAACAUGUAGUAGGAGAUAAAGAAUAUGAAGCAUAUAAAAAUAAAUGUAGAUCUAAACAAAAAUAUUUAGAUGUACCUUUUCCAAAUUUAUCAGAAAUUAUGAAUCUUCAUCCUAUUAGUGAUUUAGAUGAAAUUGAUGAUAGUGACGAAUUUUAUGGAGCAGAAGUGAAAUUGCUUGAAGAUUUUUAUUCUAAACCUUCUAAGACUGAGGAAGAUAAUAAAGUAUGUACAUUUUUUGAUAAGAAUAAGGAUACUGAAAAUAAGAUAGUAAUAAAGAAACGAACACCAGUAAAUAAGCCUACUGAUGAUUUAUAUGUAUUAGGAACUAGAGAAAAAUUAAUAAGUUUAAUGAAUAAAAUGAAAAGAGAAAAAGAUUCAUUUUUUGAACAAAUUUUAGAUGCACCAGAUUUUUCUAAAUUAUUAGAACCCGUACAUUCAGUUAAUGAAAGCUUUUUAUUAUCACAUCAAUUAUUCAAUCUCCAACAUGCUGCCCAAUUUGGACCUGUUGUUUAUCUUAUCAAAACAGAAGAUGAAAAAUAUAUUUAUAGAGCUAUUGAGGUAAGUAAACUAUAUGAAGAUAAGGUUAAAUCGAUUCUUGACAACAAAAAACAUAAUAGUGAUAAUAAAGAACGGAAUGAUGGUUAUGAUUGUUAUUCAAAUGAAAGAUAUCCCUUCUUACAUGAACUAGAUGUAAAAUAUUAUCUCAAAAUUCCAAUGAGUACAGGAUGGAAUCAUUUCUGCUAUUUGAAGAAUCAACAUAAUGUUCUUUUUUUCAGGAGACCUAAAAAUCCAUCAUCUUUACAAUAG
Plasmodium vinckei vinckei is the source of this 2424-nucleotide messenger RNA. RefSeq names its product conserved Plasmodium protein, unknown function. Gene Ontology annotation, molecular function: cyclin-dependent protein serine/threonine kinase regulator activity. The transcript is spliced from 2 exons. NCBI's taxonomy places the organism in Eukaryota, Apicomplexa, Aconoidasida, Haemosporida, Plasmodiidae. The record is from RefSeq and is a predicted model, not a curated record. The coding region runs from base 1 to 2424 and encodes 807 amino acids.